AUGGCGAACACACAACAACAAGCAGGCAACAAAGGUCGAGUUCAAGUAAUUAGAUCAUCCCUUCCUUACCAAGUGCUCCUGUACUUAAAUGGAUGGUACUUUGGAUUUUUCUUCAUAUGUGAGAUAUUGAUAUUUAUUUUCAAAGGUGAAACCCUUCCAUAUGCAGAUAAUGUUUUACUUGCCGAGGUAAUUCUGCUAUUUGUCCUUGCAGCAAUUGAAGCACUGAGGAUAUUUUUCGCACAAAAGGGAAACCUGACAGAGAAGAUUGUAGGGGUUAUUGUUUCAAUCAUGCUUAGCAUACCAGCCAUUCUGGGGGCGUUGUUCCUCCUACUUUGGCAGACAUAUGUCCUCAAAGUCGACGUAAUCUUGGCUGCGAUACAGUUGGCAUUCACAGGACUCGAACUCAUUAUGGCCAUUGUUUCUAUCAUCAACUUUGCACGAGCUACGCCAUAUUAAGAAGAUAGUAUCAUCAUUAGAACUAUGAGACAGACAUUUCCAGUAUCAUGUAUCCAUGUCCUACCUUAAUUUGGAUGGCAGGUGUUGGAAAGACUUUUACCAGAGCCUGUCAUCAAACACAGGCUUCAUGCUGGUGUUUAGGAGAACAGGGCCAGUGUUUCUACCAUAGGACAUUAGUGCUUGCAUGUGUACAAUUGCUUUGUCUGAAUAAAAGGGUCACAGACCGAAUAUGUAAGGUACUGUAGAAAGAAGGAUUGGAACACGAUGAUUACACCUGGUCAGGUUUCAUAUCUUCAUGGUGUAUGACAGACAAGCUACAUUACCACACAUUCAAAAGCUUUAAAGGCUGUGAUACAGAGUUGAUAUGGUAGAAUUAGCACAAUUGUAAACAGAUGUAUAAUGUCUGUGUCAGGGUUUAUGUCUCAUCAUCGACAAGGGGAUAUAACUUUAACAACUAUUGUGUUCCAUUGUUUAAGAAUCUCUAUAUUAUAGGGUUUCUUGCAUUUUCUACCCCUUCACGUAGAAGUAAUGAAUUUAUCAAAUGAUGAAUCCCUAAACGCAGCAUUUGAUUAUAACUGAAAUAUGUGUUUGUAUAUAUAUAUUGUAAUUAUUAACAUAGAAUAUUGAAUGCAAAAUAUGAUUUUAUGUACAUUGUAAAAAAAGUAAACUUUUACAAUUCA
Messenger RNA from Ylistrum balloti, 1136 nucleotides. Its product is annotated as transmembrane protein 216-like. The coding region runs from base 1 to 456 and encodes 151 amino acids. The transcript has 6 exons. Gene Ontology annotation, cellular component: ciliary transition zone. Gene Ontology annotation, biological process: non-motile cilium assembly. The record is from RefSeq and is a predicted model, not a curated record. Lineage: Eukaryota; Metazoa; Mollusca; Bivalvia; Pectinida; Pectinidae.